UGUUUGCGCGUUUGAUCACUUGCACUCUUCUUCCUCGUUGCUUUUCGCCUCGUCAAUUGUUUGGUGUUGUCGCAGCCGCUUCUCGUCGUCACUUGUUGUCACUCGUUGCACCCUCGUUCGUUCGCCGGCAUUCGUCUGAGGUUAAUCACAACCACACCCAAUCAUGCUGCGCUCAAUUGCGGCGUGCGCCCUCGCUGGUGCUGCGGCUGUCAAUGCGAUUGCUACCAUCUCAGUCAAGGGCUCAAAGUUCUUCACGUCUGACGGCAACCAAUUCUAUGUCAAAGGCAUUGCGUACCAGCUCGUCCCAGAUGACCCGCUCAUCGAUGCGACACAAUGCGGCCUCGACGCUGCUCUCAUGAAGACAAUCGGCACCAACUCGAUUCGCGUCUACCAUGUUGACCCUAAAGAGGACCACACCAAGUGCAUGAGCGCCUUUGCUGAUGCGGGUAUCUACAUAUGGCUUGAUCUGGAUACCUUCAACACACAGAUUGAGCAGACUGAGCCUAAGUGGAACGAGACACAGCGCGAUGCUUUCGCCGCCGUCAUGGACGAGUUCCAGCAGUACGAUAACCUGGCUGGUUUCUUUGUGGGCAACGAAGUGCUCACCACAGGCAACGGCUCUAUCGCUGCGCCAUACGUCAAGGCCGCUGCACGUGACUUGAAGGCUCACCGCGACGCGAAGAAGUACCGCAAUAUCCCCAUUGGAUACUCCGCUGCCGACAUUGCAACCCUCCGCCCUAUGCUGCAGAACUACCUCGCUUGCGGCAGCAACGCGUCCGAGGCGAUCGAUUUCUUCUCGCUGAACGCCUACUCCUGGUGCGGCACCAGCGACUACAGGACCUCCGGCUACUACAUGCUCGAAGCCAAUUCGACCUCCUACAACAUUCCCAUCUUCCUGUCCGAGACGGGCUGCAACACCUUCCGUCCCCGCACUUUCGAGGAUCAGACGGCGAUCUUCGGUGACAUGGCGGAUACCUGGUCUGGCAGCAUCAUCUACGAGUGGAUUGAGGAAGCUAACAACUACGGCAUCGUCUCCUACGGCACCAAGGUCGAUCCAGCGAGCCCCUCCGCGCCCCCUGAUGGCUUCCCCCGCUCCGGCACACCGACACCCGUCAACCCUGACUUUGCGAACCUUAGCUAUGUUUGGAAGACGCUGAACCCGACCGGUGUUAAGGAGAGCGCGUACAAUCCGACCAACUCGGCGCCUGAGUGCCCCCCAGCGACGAGUGGCGUGUGGGAGGUGAACCCCACUUCUGCGCUGCCGAUCCUGGGACAGACAUACAAUGCGCAGGUCGCUACUGCUACAGCGAGCAGCAGUGGGACCUCAAGGCCCAGUGGCACGGCGAGCGGAAGCGCGGGGCAGGCGAGCGCGAGCAGCACUGGCGGGGCGACGGAUGGGCUGAGUCGCGAGUUGACGGGUGCUGGAGCGGCGUUGGCGGCUGUUAUGGCUGUGUUCGCGUGGUUGUAGGUUAUGAGAAACGAGGCAAAGAGUUUGCGAGCUCUUGAUGGAACAAUGGGCGGCACGUUGGUACACAUAUAC
This is a messenger RNA of Macroventuria anomochaeta, 1540 nucleotides long. RefSeq names its product glycoside hydrolase family 72 protein. The transcript is spliced from 2 exons. Lineage: Eukaryota; Fungi; Ascomycota; Dothideomycetes; Pleosporales; Didymellaceae. Gene Ontology annotation, molecular function: 1,3-beta-glucanosyltransferase activity. The record is from RefSeq and is a predicted model, not a curated record. Gene Ontology annotation, cellular component: cytoplasm; fungal-type cell wall. Bases 164 to 1468 code for a protein of 434 amino acids. Gene Ontology annotation, biological process: fungal-type cell wall (1->3)-beta-D-glucan biosynthetic process.